CCCUCCUUCUCUCCACAGCACCGGCAGCAGCGAAGGGAGGAGGCGGUUGGGGGGUGCUGGUGGCGCCGGUGGCGGCGGUGCGCCCGAUGGAGCCGCGUCCGCCCAGGCGCCCCGGCGCCAAGGUGCACUGCUGCGGCCGCUGCGCCUACAGCACGGACGACCGGCACCGCAUGGAGGUGCACAUGCGCACGCACACGGGCGAGAAGCCCUACAAGUGCAUCGUGUGCGACAAGGCCUUCACCGACUCGGGCCACCUCCACCGGCACGAGCGCUCGCACACGGGCGAGAAGCCGUACGUGUGCGCCGCGUGCGGCAAGGCCUUCACCGAGUCGGGCCACCUGCACAUCCACGAGCGCACGCACACGGAGCAGAAACCCUACAUAUGCACGGUGUGCGGCAAGGCGUUCACCCAGUCGGGCAACCUGCGCAACCACCACCGCACGCACACGGGCGAGAGGCCGUACAAGUGCGCCGUGUGCGGCAAGACCUUCACGCUCCUCGGCAACCUGCACAAGCACCAGCGGACGCACACGGGCGAGAAGCCGUACAAGUGCGGCGUCUGCGACAAGGCCUUCACGCAGUCCAACCACCUGCGCAAGCACGAGAAGACCCACGGGGAAGAGGAGGAGGAGGAGGAGGGUGAGGAAGGGGAGGGCGAGGAGGAAGAGGAGGAGGAGGAGGAGGAAGAGGAGGAGGAGAUCGUCUAGCUGGGUGGCGGGCGGUGGAGGUGCGACGAGAGGGGGCCUUGGUGGCGACGAGGAGGCCCAGGGGGGGGGGGGGGGGGGGGAGGGGAUUCGCACUAAGCCGGCCUGAUAGUUUCGACGCUCACGGUUGACGGCGGUCGUGGAAGGCUGUUGGGGCGGGGGAGGAGGGCGCUUCAGGGGGUUGGCUUGGGUAGAGGGGGGAUAGCGUGAACCCUCACCCCUGGGAGGGCUGAGUUUCUGUUCUCACAGCAACCCGCACCGGGCACCCCCACACUUGUCUGACUUCCCUCACUGCUACGAUCGCCCUCUGUGAUGCUCCGUGGGUCUGUGCGAGUCCAUGUCGGAAUCUUUUGAAACGAUGGUAAUCGUCGUGUGUGGGGGGUAGGGAGGUGGGGGGGGGGGGAAUCUUAUGGGGGAAUCUAUCGGGGUCUGUCCGUGCGAGUCUACGGGAAUCUCCGUGCGAGUCUUUGGGAAUCUCUGUGCUAGCCUACGGGAAUCUCCGUGUGAGUCUACGGGAAUCUCCGUGCGAGUCUUUGGGAAUCUUCGUGCGAGUCUUUGGGAAUCUCUGUGCUAGUCUACGGGAAUCUUCGUGCUAGCCUACGGGAAUCUCCGUGCGAGUCUACGGGAAUCUCCGUGCGAGUCUUUGGGAAUCUCCGUGUGAGUCUACGGGAAUCUUCGUGCGAGUCUUUGGGAAUCUCUGUGCGAGUCUACGGGAAUCUCCGUGCGAGUCUUUGGGAAUCUCCGUGCGAGUCUUUGGGAAUCUUCGUGCGAGUCUUUGGGAAUCUUCGUGCGAGUCUACGGGAAUCUUCGUCCUAGCCUACGGGAAUCUCCGUGCGAGUCUUUGGGAAUCUUCGUGCUAGUCUACGGGAAUCUGUGUUUGAGGCUAUGGGGAUCUGCGAGCGUGGGGAUGAAUCCGCGUCAAUCCGUUCAGUCCGAAUCGCAAGGAGAGAGCACUCGUGAGUUGUGACGAGAGGUGAUGCUCCUGGAGCCUGCAAAAUUGGGUGGGUUCAGCUGGUGGUCGUCUCAAGUUAGUCAACCCAUGGCACCGCCUGCUGGGUCUGUCCCGUGACCUCCUCCUGCACCUAGCCUGGCACAGCAGUCAACCCAUGGCACCUGCUGGGUCUGUCACGUGACCUCCUCCUGCACCUAGCCUGGC
Molecule: messenger RNA, 1860 nt
Organism: Petromyzon marinus (sea lamprey)
Lineage: Eukaryota; Metazoa; Chordata; Hyperoartia; Petromyzontiformes; Petromyzontidae
Source: RefSeq, a predicted model, not a curated record